Messenger RNA from Orbicella faveolata, 1724 nucleotides. RefSeq names its product cytochrome P450 27C1-like. Gene Ontology annotation, molecular function: monooxygenase activity; heme binding; iron ion binding. Lineage: Eukaryota; Metazoa; Cnidaria; Anthozoa; Scleractinia; Merulinidae. The record is from RefSeq and is a predicted model, not a curated record.
GCGAAAACAGUCAAAUUCGAUGAGCAAAUGGCCGCUCUUCGAGACGCUUUUGCGAAAUACGGGCCAAUAUUCAAGAAGACAGUUAUGGGAAGAACGAUAGUCUUCUUUGGGAACCCAAGCGAUGUAGAGGCCGUCUUCAAGGGAGAUGGAAGAUUUCCCGUACGAUCUGAUGAUCUUUUUAAACCCCAGAGGGAAUACAUGAACAGCAGGAAACUACCGGAGGGUUUGGCGAGCUUAACGGAUGGCGAGAAGUGGAGCCGAUUACGAAAGGCUUUAGCGUCCAAGAUGCUACGACCUAAGGACAUACGCGAGAAUCUGGACAACUUUAAUAGCGUUGCAAGAGAUGCUAUAGAGCGCAUGGUGGCAAUCCGAGGAGAGGAUGACGUCAUUCCAAAUCUUGAAGGAGAACUAGCGAAGUAUGCUACCGAAUCUGUGGGAACAAUGGCGUUUGAUCUAAGGGUUGGAUUGUAUGAGGAUCCACCCAACCAGGAUAUAAUCAAGGUCAUUCAAGCUACUUUUGACGGUUUCAAAUACCUUGGAUAUUUGAAUAGAGGAUGGGAAAGCCAACUUUACAGAUUCGUGACAACGCCGUCCUACAGAAAAUUCUGUAAAACGCAAGACACCUUGUUUAGCAUUGGUCAAAAGAUUGUGGACAAGAAGGUUGCUGAUUUGAAAAAAUUCACAGAAGAGGGUGACGAAUUUGUUGAGAAUCAAGCUGUACCUCUGUUGACGUACCUCAUCCUAAAAGGAGAACUCACACCACAGGAGAUUAACGUCAAUUCCAUUUUUAUGUUUAGAGCAGGAGUGGAAACGACAUCCACAAGUUUGCUAUUUCUUCUUUACGAUUUGGCGCGUUAUCCUGCGGUGCAAGAGAAAGUGUAUGAAGAAGUUACCUCCCUGAUUGGGCCCCAUGGAGACUUCACCCCGGACACCUUUGCAAAAUUGGAUUAUCUAAAGGCUUGUGUCAAGGAAAGUAUGAGGUUGCAUCCAGCAAUCCGUUGGGAACGCCGCCUGACCCAAGAUGUCGUGCUGUCCGGUUACAAGGUUCCGUCAGGGGUGAGUGCUCCAGCCGAUGGUUUGCUCAAUUGGGCAUGAUUCGCCUAAAAAUUAUCGUAGACAAACUGGACGAAUUCGUCCAACUCCAGGAACAAGAUUAUGCGAACUCCGAUUAGCUUGGCCCCCGAUUAGGGAAAUUGUCACAGCAAAAUAUGGUAAACAGUUACUUUGACAGAUCUGCCAUUUUUGGUGAUAAUUUUGCCUGUUAAGAAACCAUUCCAUUGAUAACUGCCUCAGUGAGUCAAUAGCUUGCUUGUGAGCAUUGCUCGGGUCCUUCAAAUUUAACGCUAAAACAUGUGCCCUUAAUCAAUAUGAAGCCUUGGUAAGCUUUGACACACCUUGCCAAGUACGUCGGCUAUUCCAUUCAAUGCAUACGCAAAUCUGCUAAGCGUUUGGAAGGUUUCUUUCAUAUGACAACUGAAAAGGACUUGCAGCUUCCAGAGCCCAGAGGAGUUUCAUGGCUUGCUAAUCGUACCAUGCCUUGCAAUGUGUUCAGGGUUGAUAUUUUUGGAGCCCCAUCACCAACUGUAUGCGUUCAUGUUAAUGAAACAAAUGUUGUAAGCAGAGAUUCCCCGCUGAUAAAAAAGAAAAUCAUAGUUGCUCGCGGGAUGUUACAUGGAAUGCUUCCACAAACCAUUGAAUAACUUACUAGCAUCUAUCGACUUCAA